AUGGUUAAGAUUACCGGCUUCAGCACCCGGGACGUGAGGUUUCCUACCUCUCUCGACAAGACAGGCUCAGAUGCCAUGAAUGCAGCUGGCGACUACUCUUCCGCCUACUGUAUCAUCACUACAGACUCGGAGCACUCCGGACAUGGCAUGACCUUCACAAUUGGCCGCGGCAACGAAAUCGUCUGCGCAGCCAUCUCUCUCCUAGCCCCCAUGGUCGUAGGCAAAGACCUCUCUGACCUAACAGCCGACUGGGGCAAGACCUGGCGAUACCUGGUAUCCGACAGCCAAUUGCGCUGGAUCGGACCCGAGAAGGGUGUCAUUCACCUUGCCCUUGGCGCAGUCGUCAACGCCCUCUGGGAUCUCUGGGCCAAGACCCUGAACAAGCCCGUCUGGCGCAUCGUCGCGGAUAUGACUCCCGAGGAAUUCGUGCGUUGCAUUGACUUCCGCUACAUCACCGAUGCUAUCACACCGGAAGAAGCUAUCCGCUUGCUGCAGGAGGUCGAGCCUGGUAAGCAGGAGCGCAUCAAGGAGGCUGAGGCUUCCAGGGCUGUGCCGGCCUACACUACUUCUGCUGGUUGGUUGGGGUAUAGUAAGGAGAAGCUUAAGCUUUUGCUUACCGAGAGUGUUGAGCAGGGGUAUAAGCACUUCAAGUUGAAGGUUGGAGGUGAUCUUGAGGAUGAUAAAAUGCGGUUGGCUAUUGCUCGUGAGGCUAUUGGGUAUGAUAAAGGGAAUAUCCUUAUGGUUGAUGCUAACCAGGUCUGGUCCGUCCCCGAAGCCAUCACCUGGAUGCAAGAACUAGCCGAAUACAAGCCGUGGUUCAUCGAAGAGCCCACCUCCCCCGAUGACAUCCUCGGCCACGCCGCAAUCCGCAAAGCCCUCUCCAACACACCCCACGGCCCCGUCGGCGUCGCCACAGGCGAGAUGUGCCAGAACCGUGUGAUCUUCAAGCAACUCCUCCAAGCUGGCGCCCUGACAGUCUUGCAGCCAGACGCCUGCCGCGUCGGCGGCGUGAAUGAAGUCCUCGCCAUCCUCCUCCUAGCACGCAAGUUCGGCGUGCCUAUCGUGCCGCACUCUGGUGGUGUUGGUCUGCCUGAGUACACUCAGCACUUGAGCACAAUUGACUAUGUUGUCGUUACGGGCAAGAAGAGUGUGCUUGAGUAUGUUGAUCACUUACACGAGCACUUUGUUCACCCUUCUAGUGUCCUCGAUGGGUACUAUGUUACUCCUAUGGAGCCUGGGUACAGUGUUGAGAUGAAGGCUGAUAGUAUGGAUGCCUUUGAGUUCCCUGGACAGGAGGGCAAGAGUUGGUGGAGGUCUGAGGAGGCCAAGAGCAUUAUUGAUGGGCCCCGCGUUGUAUAG
Molecule: messenger RNA, 1359 nt
Organism: Penicillium antarcticum
Lineage: Eukaryota; Fungi; Ascomycota; Eurotiomycetes; Eurotiales; Aspergillaceae
Product: L-fuconate dehydratase
Exons: 4
Coding region: 1-1359 (452 amino acids)
Biological process (GO): carbohydrate catabolic process; amino acid catabolic process
Molecular function (GO): L-fuconate dehydratase activity; magnesium ion binding
Source: RefSeq, a predicted model, not a curated record